CAUGUAUAUGGAAUGUUUGAAAGAGAUAAACAUUUCUCCCAUCUGUCAAACCUGGAGAGGGAAUUGUCAUUCAGGACUGAGAUGGGUCUUUAUUUUUCCUACUUCAAAACCAUCAUUGAAGCUCCCUCCUUCCUGGAUGGAUUGAAUGAAAUCAUGUACGACAACAUCACAGAAUAUCCUGAUACUAUCAACGUCCUAAAGAGGUUCAACCUUUAUCCUGAGGUAGCCCUAGGUAUAGGAUACCGGUGGUACGAUGUGGUUAUGACGUCCUUGAACAAGCCGACCAAAAUGUGCUGGACAGUAAACAGGGGGGAGGGGAUGUCUCCCGUACAGAGCUGUGAGGGUCUAGGGGAACCCUCCUAUUUUUAUGUUGAGGCUGUCUUCCUUCUGAAUGGUUUGAUGAUGAGUGUGUUCUUUUUGUUUGGUGUGUAUCUGAGUGGUAGCGUUUAUGGGGGGAUUCUGACCGUAGCGUCGUUUUUCUACAACCAUGGAGAAUGUACUAGAGUUCAGUGGACUCCACCCUUAAGAGAGAGCUUCGCAUAUCCAUUCCUUAUAUUAGAGAUGUUCUUAGUAACACAUACUCUAAGAACAAAGAAACCCUCCUACCUCCAUAGUAUAGGAAUAGCCGUAGCAGUGGUCAGCUUUAUGUUACCGUGGCAGUUUGCCCAGUUUGCCUUGAUGACUCAGGGGGUUGCUGUGUUCUGUACUUAUGUCCUUGGCUACAUAGGAUCACACAAGGUCAAAGUCAUAUUAACAGGGUUACUGGUAGGUAGUAUUAGCAGCCUAUAA
Molecule: messenger RNA, 789 nt
Organism: Saccostrea cuccullata (small rock oyster)
Lineage: Eukaryota; Metazoa; Mollusca; Bivalvia; Ostreida; Ostreidae
Product: probable C-mannosyltransferase DPY19L1
Exons: 8
Cellular component (GO): nuclear inner membrane
Molecular function (GO): mannosyltransferase activity
Source: RefSeq, a predicted model, not a curated record